GCAUAUAUCAGCGCGCGUGCAGCAUUCGGCGAAUUGCGAAUGGAGGAGAGCAGCGCGUCGGAGAAGGCGUGCAAACUACGUGACAACAGCUAGCGGAGAGCACUUGUCUGCCUGCCCCACGGCCGCGCGGGCACGGUCGCGCGUUUGUUUUCCGGAGGUCGUCGCUUAAGUGUUUUGUAAGGUGGAUGGCAGUGGUAGCCGCGAUUGGCCGUUGAACACACUUGGCAAUGAGUUAUGCAUAAUUAUCCAAUUGAGAUUCAUAACUCUGUCCACACCAGCGUGUGACUGCGCGUGGUCGCCUCGUGGUUUCAUUCGUAUUUUAGGUGGUAGGACCUAGCGGAUCCGGUCUCCGUAAUAUCGCUCGUGCCCAGAGGUCAGCCAAGUCCCUCCGUAUCUUCCGAUCAAAUGACGAGAUGCUGGUUGGUCUAUUUGCUCCUACUAACGGCCCUAAUGAUAAGCACAGAGGCGGCGAAGGGCGGCGGUGGUAGAGGAAGGGGCCGCGGCCGAGGAAGACUGUCCGGCUCGCGGAUACACAUCCUGAUACCCAAUCGAAAUCCUGCGAGCACGCACUAUUACGAAAACAAGGAUGGUGCCAAGAUCGUCAAGGCGUCCCACUUCGAGUUGGACUACAUGCUGGGCAGAAAGAUCACGUUCUUCUGCAUGGCGAUCGGUGUCCCGAGACCGGAGAUCACCUGGCUCAAGGACGGGAUCGAGCUGUACCAUCACAAGUUCUUCCAGGUACACGAGUGGCCCAUCGGUAACAACACGAUAAAGUCGAAGAUGGAGAUCGACCCUGCGACGCAAAAGGACGCCGGAUACUACGAGUGCCAGGCGGACAAUCAGUACGCCGUCGAUCGCCGGGGCUUCAGAACGGACUACGUCAUGAUCUCGUAUUGAGCGUCUUCUCCGACGGUUAGCUCCGCGCGAUCGCCAUUAGUAUUAGAACGAAAAUAAUAUUCCUGUGUGAAAAUAGAUAUAGACAGUUUGUUAUUGAUUUCAUUUACUAUACGCGAUAGAUUUUUACCUUGAUGAAUAGAUCGUAUUAUAGUUUACUUUUGAUAGAGCUCUAGAUGUUAAAUUAAUGAGCGAGGCACAGGUCGUGAAUGAAUUUAAGAAGUUAAUUCAAUUUUCUACGUGGCUCUCUCAGCGACGUAGAAAAUUAAGGUCAUAAUAAUUUGUCCUUUCUCCUUCCCGACACGAGCAAAACAGACCUCUUUUCGGAUCGCCAAUGGGACGUGCGAAGAUUAUAUGAAUACAAAUCCGGCGGUUCCCCCCAAUUCGUUAAAGCGUGAUUGACUGUUAGAAGGGGAUGUGUGACGCGAGGAAUAUAUCGAAAAUGGUCCAUCACUGCGAAUUUAACAAGGCAAUUGCAACGCGCCGCGCGACACUGGCAUGGAAGGGCGUACCACGCUGCGUCGCCAACGCCGAACGCGACGAUCUGUAGCACAGAUGGUGAAAAUAAACAAUCUGCAUGAGUAUAUAUUGUACGAAA
Molecule: messenger RNA, 1492 nt
Organism: Wasmannia auropunctata (little fire ant)
Lineage: Eukaryota; Metazoa; Arthropoda; Insecta; Hymenoptera; Formicidae
Product: contactin-5-like
Exons: 4
Coding region: 406-897 (163 amino acids)
Source: RefSeq, a predicted model, not a curated record